AUGCGGGAGGACGGGUUGGAAUCAGGAGAGGAUGGGGAGGAUGACCCUAUCUGUCCAAAUAUUUCUUUUUCGGCUGCAGAGGAAAGACGAUACUGUAGAGAAUUGCGCUCCGCGCUGGUGGUGAAAGUCCUUGGCCGUUCGUCGUCCUACACAGUGGUUUCUCGCAAGCUUAAUGCCAUCUGGGCAAAGGCGGGAACGAUUCAGGUAGCAUCGGCAAAGAAUGGGUAUUUCCUCGUGCGAUUUACUAGUGGAAUCCACUAUGAUAGAGCCUUCACAGGCGGACCAUGGAUAGUGGGGGACCAUUAUCUGACAGUUCACACGUGGGAUAAGAGCUUCAAUCCCUAUAACCAUGAGAUUUCCUCCACCCUAGUGUGGGCUCGACUACUAGACAUACCAGCACAGUAUUUUCAUACGGAGGCUGUGAUGAAGAUUGGAAAACGCAUUGGGAAACCGUUACGUGUGGACCAAGCAACCAGCACCGGAGCUCGGCUAGAUUAUGCUCGAGUGUGUGUACAAGUUGACCUUACUAAACCCCUGCUUUCCCAGUUCAGGAUACACGGGAUCAAGUACUUCAUUCAAUAUGAGGGCCUCGAUAAGAUAUGCCUCAAGUGUGGGAAGUUCUUUGACCAUAUUGGAUGCCCUUGCUCUUUCCCAGAGGUGCAGCAAGGAGAAGGAGGUACGAAGCCGCCAGAGACCCCCAGUGAGCCAGAGCCGGAAAAGGUGUACGGAGUAUGGAUGAUUGCGAAGAAGAAACCACGGGCUGGCCGCCAGGAGAACAACUCGAAGGGAAAACAGAUUGCGCAGCAUGAGACUCAAAACAAAGUUCCCCACCAGAGCGGCUCGCGCUUCACGGCAUUGGUGAACGAGGAAGUGAUGGAGGAAGAUGGUGCUCAAGUUGUGGACACUACCCAGGAACGGCCAAAACACGGUCGUGGACACGGCCGUGUCCUUUUCAUCCCGUCCGUGUUUUGCAAAGUCACGUGGGAAAACUUAAAUUGUCGUGGGAGAAACACACCCGUUCCAAGGAAAACACGGUCACUCCCAAGAGGGGACACGACCGUGUUUCAGUCGUGUAGCGCCCGUGUUUCAGUCGUAUAG
Messenger RNA from Linum tenue, 1098 nucleotides. The record is from the annotation of a GenBank genome assembly. NCBI's taxonomy places the organism in Eukaryota, Viridiplantae, Streptophyta, Magnoliopsida, Malpighiales, Linaceae.